UAACGAACAGGCCUACAGGCUACAGCGUACAGGGUAUCCGUCCUCUCCGUUUACUCUUUCCUCACCAUCACAUCGCCGCUGCCGCGACCCGCGGGCCGACGAGAUGAGAGCCGCCGCUGCGGCCUCCUUCCAUCUGGCACCCGCCACGAAACCGGCCCAUCGCCGCGGCUGCACCACAGAGUCCUGUUCCCUGAAGCCUGCGCCGACUGCUCGGCCACCUCGCCUCCGCUCGCUCGCCGGCCGGGCGCCUCUUGUCUGCGCCUCUCUCGGGAUAUCUCAUGAUAAAGGGUUCGACAUUUCUGACCCCAAUGUUGUUGGACAGAAUGAUUUACUGAUUGUGGGCCCUGGUGUUCUUGGGCGAAUCAUAGCUGAGAAGUGGAAAAAGGAGCAUCCAAGUUGCAAAGUUUAUGGCCAGACCGCAAGCAAAAAUCAUCACAACGAGUUAACAGAUCUUGGCAUCAUCCCCUCAUUGAAAGGCACCACUAUUCAUCAGAAGGUUCCACAUGUUAUUUUCUGCGCUCCCCCGUCUGGUUCAGAUGAUUACCCUAGGGAUGUCAGGGCUAGGGCUUGGGACCUGCUAUGUUUAGACAAGCUCAACCAUCACAGUAUCAUGCAUAGUGACAGAGAAAGGGGCUGUAAAACAUGGGUGAUUUCUCAAUUCUUGAGAUUGGCAGCAUCAAAUUGGACUGGUGAAGGAUCUUUCCUGUUUACAUCAAGUACAGCUCUGUAUGAUUGCAGUGACAACAGCAUGUGCAACGAGGAUUGUCUGUCAGUGCCAAUUGGCAGGAGCCCUCGUACUGAUAUUCUUCUAAAAGUGGAAAAUGUUGUUCUUGAGGCAGGAGGCUGUGUUCUCAGGCUGGCUGGACUUUAUAAGAUAGACAGAGGUGCACAUGUUUUCUGGUUGAGGAAAGGAACUUUAGACACACGACCAGAUCAUAUCAUCAACCAGAUUCAUUAUGAGGAUGCUGCCUCCCUUGCUGUAGCAAUCAUGAAAAAGGGACUGCGGAGUCGAAUAUUUCUGGGUUGUGACAACAAGCCCCUUUCCAGGCAAGAAAUAAUGGAUGCUGUUAACAAUAGUGGAAAAUUUGACACGAAGUUUGGAGGCUUUACUGGUACUGACGGUCCAUUGGGGAAGAGAAUGGAGAAUUCAAAAACUCGGGCUGAGAUCGGUUGGGAACCAAAGUAUCCAAGCUUCACCGAAUUCCUUGGUAUCAGCAGUUAACAUCCUUGCAUACUGUUCAGUUAGUCUGACUCAGCUGAGUAGCAACCGUGAUUAGAUUGUACCAUCGUUUGAAUUUUUAUGGCCUGAACCGGUGAUGGUGUACAUCUCAGCCUACUUUGGGCCUGUCCCCAGUAUUUUUGAUUUUCACACUAUUUGAGCUAUGAACCAGACAGAUGCCACCCCAUCCCAUCGGAUAAUAUAUAUUGUCACGUGAGUGGAUUUGUCGAUCAUGAA
This is a messenger RNA of Zea mays, 1456 nucleotides long. Its product is annotated as NAD(P)-binding Rossmann-fold superfamily protein. NCBI's taxonomy places the organism in Eukaryota, Viridiplantae, Streptophyta, Magnoliopsida, Poales, Poaceae. The transcript is spliced from 10 exons. The coding region runs from base 104 to 1222 and encodes 372 amino acids. The record is from RefSeq and is a predicted model, not a curated record.